AUGUCUGACCAAUAUGACCGCGCCCUCAUCAGGCUGAGCACAGCUGAAGAUGAGAAAUUGGAGCCCAUCCUGGCAAAGUUGCUGCCCAUCGUGUUUGAUGAGCUGCUCACGCCAACGGACUCCGCGCAGAAGAAGCUGGUCAACAUCCUGAACCAUGUGCUCACACGUGCAAAGGGCAAUGGGGCCAUUAAGCUGCCAGCACUUAGUAUUUUGCAGCGCUGGUUUAUGCCGGCCGUUGCCAGCACUCAGAAUGGCCCACUGUUCAGAAACUUGUCUAUCAUUUUCCUUGACCUCAGCAUACCGCGUUUGUCCCCACAGGAACAGAUCGAUCUCUCAUUGUAUUCCUUGGAGAACUUUGGAAAGCUGCUUCCUGGCCUGGACAGGGUCGUGGCCUUUCUAGCUGCCAUCCCCGGUCUGGGGCAAAUGGCAGCGGAAGGGCACCGCAAGGAGCAGGUUCCACGGUGCUUGGGCUUGCUCAAAAGCCGGCCGCCCACGGAGAGCUCUGUGUUGUUUUUCCAGAUCGCUAGCGAGUUCUUGCUCAUUCCUUGUGGUGCUGUUGAGGCUGCUUCUGUUGGCGGUCUUGCAUCCGCAAGUUGGUCUCAUUGGAAAUCGCGGCUCAAGUCCAAAUCUGCUGCCGACAUGGUGGCGCUCAAGUGCACGACUCUGCGGUGGCUGGCGUCGCUGGGCGCGGAGCCGGGCGCUCUGGUCUACGUCCCUUCGCUGGUGGCCUCGGUGGAAAACUACGAUGCCGUUUGCAACAUGGCGGAGAGCAACUGCAAGCGAAUUGAUUUGGACCUCGACAUGGACGGUGACAUGGAACUUCUGGGCCGUCUCACGUGCUUGGGCCUCACCUCUGCGCCGGAGGGAGAGAAUUCAUUGAAGGUGGAGACAAAGGCCUCAGUUCCGGCCAAACUGCGGCAAAAGGUGCUGGUGCUGCUGCAGAGGUCGCGUGGGAUCGGCGGACUUGUGCCAUACGUGGUGCACCUGAUUCGGCAAAGCCUCAGGGAAAGCGAGCAGGUGCAGCAGAGUGCGCUGCAGCUUGCUUUACAACUCUCAGAAACAGUCGAUCCUGAGAAACUGGUGGAGACCAGCCAAAGGAUCAUGGAAGAGAUUGAAGCCGUGUUCUGGCCCGGUGGAGGGGUCAUUGCUAUGGGCACAGCAACGCCGCUGGCUUUCAAAGCCUUUGGCAGCUUUGCACGCCAGCUCGCAGAGCGGCCAAGUGGCGGGGGCCGAGUGCUUGCGCUAGAGAGCGCUCCCAAGAUGCUCAGAUUGCUGGCUGCGAACGAGAAUGCAGCACAGGACGACAUUCUCGAAGCACUGUCCGGUCUAGUUGCGUGCCUUCGUGGAAGUGACGCGCAUGAACGCCAAGACUUUUUGCCGCUUCUGGACAAACUUGUUACAGCUCCACGAGCUGUGGUUCGAAGAGAGGUCUUGCGAUGGUCGUCGGCGUUGUUCCCAGCCUCCGCACCCGAAGGUAGGUACUACGCACUGCGGCUGCUUGGCGAUCAGGAUCCAGAUCUUGCAAAGGCAGCGGAAUCGGCACUUUCAAGCGGCGGACGUGAGGCUCCUCCCUUUGUGGACAUGUGCAGCUUCCUUUCUUUGCGCGCACUUGGCCCUGUGGAUGCGGCCGAGAGGAUGUCACAGCAGCAGGAGGUCUUGCGGCAAGGUAUGCCACCACUGGCAGCAGGCUUCACCUGGACGGACCUUGCCCGUGCAUUGUCCUUCCUGAUCAAGUUGGCGGAGGCUGAGGGUCUGCAAACGGUCGAGGAUUACUCUGAGCCAGUGGCCAAGAAGCCACGACUUUCGAAUGAGGCGGGGACAGUCUUCGUGGUCUUGCUCGACUAUAUCCUUGGCACAGUCAUAGAAGGCAAGCCCUGGACCAUUGUCGACGAGAUCGCUGAUGGAGAGACCUGCUUGGAGCUGGCCUUGAAAGGCUUGCACUUGGCAACUUCCCUGUCAAAGGGUCACGAUGCGGUCUUGAACGCGGUCAUCGCCAGAGCUGAAGCACUUCUGCUCGGACAAGGCACAGCCUUCCUGCGCGGAGGGACCAGCACUCGCCUCCGAGAAGACUUGGCGCCCGCGUCCUGGGCAGCUUGGCCGAGCAAGCGCCAGGCCAGGCCCCAGGGCACGGCGGACACGACGCACGGACACCGAUGGACGGCAAGUCGCUGGCUGCAGCAAUUGGAGGCAUCGCUGGCAGACUCUGAUGCAGGACGUCGCGCUGGAGCCGCAUUGGCCAUUUGCGAGCUUCUUCGUGCAGGCGCCGAAACAGCACGACCUGCUGAGCUUUGCCGAAAAGUGCUUGGUUUCUUGGGACCUGCGGAGUCAGACACGUCCACACUGGCAGCAGCAUGUGAUGGGUUGCGACGCCUCAGCGAACGCAAACCGCUGGUUUGGGAGGCCUUGGACUCGCUAGGCUCCGGUUCCGGCUUACUUGAUCGCGUGUUUGAGCUGUCAGCACCUCUGGACGGAGUUGAAGUCAGCGGCCACAACUUGGAGCUCAUCUAUGCAAGUUGGCGAUUCCUUGGGCAGCUGGCAGCGUGGGGUGGUGAUGAGUCUGAGCGCUGUCUUGACAGGCUCAUCUCCAUUGGCAAAAAGGACGUGAGUGAGGAGGCCCUUGCAGCGAUGGGAUUGGCACUGAGCGCAGCAGCAUCAGACCCGCUGGACCCUACAGGCCAGACUGCUGCGACAAGAGUAGCCAAUCUGCAGCUGCGGCUGCUUGAGAUGGCUGAUGAGAAGCCCAUUGACGAGGACGUGCCAGUUGAACGGAAGCGCACUCUGGCGGCAGAACGCGAUGUCGAACAGCGCUGCGGCGUGGUGUGGUCGGGUGUCAUCGUCCGCCGGUGCUAUGCCCAAAAGGUCUUGCGAGUGCUGACAGUCUUGACUUUCAGCUGCUUACUUGAGCCUUGCAAGGAUGGCGCAGCAGCAACUGACAAUCCCUGCCCUGCUUGA
This is a messenger RNA of Effrenium voratum, 2952 nucleotides long. NCBI's taxonomy places the organism in Eukaryota, Dinophyceae, Suessiales, Symbiodiniaceae. The record is from the annotation of a GenBank genome assembly.